Messenger RNA from Ornithorhynchus anatinus (platypus), 4368 nucleotides. It is a transcript of the gene DPP6, whose product is annotated as dipeptidyl peptidase like 6. NCBI's taxonomy places the organism in Eukaryota, Metazoa, Chordata, Mammalia, Monotremata, Ornithorhynchidae. The transcript is spliced from 26 exons. Gene Ontology annotation, molecular function: serine-type peptidase activity; dipeptidyl-peptidase activity. Bases 366 to 2777 code for a protein of 803 amino acids. The record is from RefSeq and is a predicted model, not a curated record. Gene Ontology annotation, biological process: proteolysis.
ACCAUAUCACCCGGCUUGUCUUCGUGCUCCGAGCUGCCAGUUUGCUGGUUGCCAAGCAGUUAUCAUUGUUUCUGUGGCGAUUGCAGAGGCUGUUGCUAAUUGGAGAAGCCCCACUGGCAAGCAGCAUCUUCCUCUUUCAGUGCCCCUGCAUUUGGAAGAUCUAGAUUUGGGCUUGCCUUCUUCUUUUUCUUUUCUUUUUCUUUUUUUUUUAAAUCCCCAACCCCUUCCACACACCAAAAAAGAAUCGGUCCGAAUUAAUGCUCAGAAGUGAUGGACUAAAUUACCCCCGCCUUGGCUCUGGUGCCUCUAAACUCGCAGAAGAGCCCGGUGGCCACUCUGGUGGUGGACACCGUGAAUAGGUGAUCAUGACGACCACCAAGGACCAAAAUGCUUCAGGGAAAACUGUGCAACAACAGGAGCAGGAGCUGGUGGGGAGUAAUCCUCCACAAAGGAACUGGAAAGGAAUUGCAAUCGCUCUGCUUGUUAUCCUGGUUAUCUGCUCCCUGAUUGUCACCUCCGUUAUACUUCUCACGCCAGCGGAAGAUAACAGCCUGUCACAGAAAGGGAAGAUAACCGUGGAAGAUCUGUUCAGUGCCGAUUUCAAGAUUCAUGACCCGGAGGCUAAAUGGAUAAGUGAUAAGGAAUUCAUCUACCGAGAACAAAAUGGCACGGUCAUGCUGCGGAAUGUCGAGACGAACCGUUCUACCAUAUUAAUAGAAAGCCAAAAAAUUGAGUUGUUAAAAGCCAUCCGAUAUGAAGUGUCUCCCGAUAGGGAAUAUGCCCUCUUCUCAUAUGGUGUCGAACCGGUCUAUCGACACUCCUAUACUGGAUACUACGUCCUGAGCAAAAUUCCUUUCGGGGAAUCUCAGAAUCUGUAUCCUCCUGAGGUCAGCAAUGCCAAGCUUCAGUACGCAGGAUGGGGCCCCAAAGGUCAACAGCUGAUCUUCAUCUUUGAGAAUAACAUCUAUUACUGUGCCCAUGUGGGGAAGCAAGCUAUCCGGGUGGUCUCUACCGGGAAGGAAGGUGUGAUUUUCAAUGGCCUCAGCGACUGGCUUUAUGAAGAGGAGAUUCUGAAGACUCACAUCGCCCAUUGGUGGUCUCCAGAUGGCACCAGGCUAGCCUACGCUACAAUCAAUGAUUCCAGGGUCCCGACAAUGGAGCUUCCGACAUACACCGGCUCGCUCUACCCCACGGUCAAGCCAUACCACUACCCCAAGGCUGGAUGUGAAAACCCAAGCAUCUCCUUGCAUGUCAUUGGUUUGAACGGACCCACCCACGAUCUGGAGAUGACUCCUCCAGAUGACCCUCGAAUGAGGGAGUACUACAUCACGAUGGUGAAAUGGGCCACUAGCACCAAGGUGGCAGUGAACUGGCUGAACCGGGCCCAGAACGUCUCCAUCCUGACCCUUUGCGAUGCCACCACUGGAGUCUGCACCAAGAAACAUGAGGACGAGAGCGAGGCUUGGCUGCACAGACAGAAUGAAGAGCCGAUUUUCUCCAGGGACGGCCGGAAGCUGUUCUUCGUCAGAGCCAUUCCCCAGGGCGGGCGGGGGAAGUUCUACCACAUCGCCAUGGCCACGUCUCAGCCCAACAGCAGCAAUGACAACCUUCAGACCAUCACAUCUGGUGACUGGGACGUGACCAAGAUUGUGGCCUACGAUGAAAAGAGACAUAAAAUUUACUUCCUCAGCACCGAAGAUUUACCAAGAAGGCGGCAGUUGUACAGUGCCAACACAUUCGGCAACUUCAACCGGCAGUGCCUCUCCUGCGAUCUGAUUGAGAACUGCACUUAUUUCAGUGCUUCCUUCAGCCACAACCUAGACUUCUUCCUGUUGAAAUGCGAAGGACCAAGAGUCCCCAUAGUGACCAUCCACAAUACAACCGACAGAACAAAACUCAUUGAGCUGGAAGUGAAUGAGAACGUCCAGAGGACCGUCGGAGAUCGACAGAUGCCCAAGAUCGAUUACAGGGAAAUCCGGAUAGAUGAUUACAAAUUGCCGAUGCAGAUCUUGAAGCCAGCCACCUUCACAGACACGGCCCACUACCCCUUGCUCCUGGUGGUGGACGGGACCCCUGGUGGGCAGAGCGUCACUGAGCAAUUUCAGGUGAACUGGGUCACGGUGCUGGUGAGCAGCCACAACGCGAUCGUGGUGCGGCUGGAUGGCCGGGGCAGUGGUUUUCAGGGCACCAAGCUCCUCCACGAGGUGAAGAGGAAGCUGGGCUCCGAGGAGGAGAAGGAUCAGAUGGAAGCCGUGCGGACAAUGUUGAAAGAACAAUAUAUUGAUAAAACACGAGUCGCAGUAUUUGGAAAGGAUUAUGGAGGUUACCUGAGCGCCUACAUCCUGCCAGUGAAGGAGGAAAAUCAAGCCCAGGUUUUCACCUGUGGAGCUGCUCUCUCACCGAUUACCGACUUUAAGCUGUAUGCUUCUGCGUUUUCAGAAAGAUACUUGGGCCUCCACGGAAUCGAUAACAGAGCAUAUGAGAUGACCAAGUUAGCACACAGAGUGUCGUUGCUGGACGAGCAGCAGUUUCUGAUCAUCCACGCCACGGCGGACGAAAAGAUCCAUUUCCAGCACACAGCAGACCUCAUUGCACACCUCAUUAGAGGAAAGGCUAAUUACAGCUUACAGAUCUAUCCGGACGAAAGCCAUUACCUGACCAGCGCCCCUCUGCAGCAGCACCUGGACCGCUCCGUCAUCAACUUCUUCGUGGAGUGUUUCAGCGUCCAGGACAAAGCCCCCACAGUCGCCCUGAAAGAGGAUGAAGAAGAGGAUUGAGCUCGAGGGGUCCGUGCGAGGCGGGCGGCGGCUCAUUCUAGGACGAUUCGCAGCCGACAAUUGUUUUUCCCCGGGAAGAAGAAACGUUCUGUUCCAGCAUGUCUGACAGGGAGCAGCGAGCAGCCCGGCUCUCCUGCCGCAAGAACAUCACGCAUGCCUGAGUGGGCAGCUUUGGACCCUCCCGCCGCCUUCCCCCACCCCGUUUCUGCCAUAGUGUGACUGCCGGGUCAGGUCACCCCGAGGACAGUCCCAAGGCUCUGGGGGGGUGGUGGGGAGGGGGCGCAGAGGGAAGAGAAGGCUGCCGGCGAGCGUGCACCCUGGAAGACCACACAAGCAGGAGCGUCGUGACCCCCACCUGCCCCCUUAGAGCAUGGAGUGAGCCAUGGCGCCCUCCCCGGCCCGGCUACCCGGAACAAAGAGUAGAGCACAAUUGUUUCCCAGGUUCUGGUUCGCCCCUCUGUCUGCUUUGCCCCAGCUCAACUCGGAGCCCAGUCAUCCCUCCGAGGGCGGGUGGCUGCUCUGCUGAGAACGGACCCUCGUCCGCUGUACAGAGUUAUUACUGUAGUUACGCUGCUGUUGAACCUCAUGUAAUUAAUUCGUAUUUUUAUAUGGUUUUUACCGGAUGCUCUGUCUGUUGCCAUCUGCCGUCGCUUCCCCGCCCCCAGUCAAGGCCCUUUCAGCUCUCCGAACGAAGAGACGACGAGUGGGGUGAGCGAAGCGCUCUGCCCUACCUUUCGGAAACCCGGGAGGGAGAAGGGUUGGUUGCCGGAGGCCGAUCUCCCACAUUCCACGGGCCUGGAUUUUGUUUUGGGUUUGGUGUCCGCCUGUCCUGCCUUUCCCCCGUCCGGUCUCUUGUCGCCAACCUGGCAGAAACAGAGCUUCGGGUCCGCCCCGAGCUCUUCCCGGUUACCUGGCAGAACGACAACCUUGCUUAUUGGAGGUGGUGUGUUGGCAGGAGCUGCCCCCCCUGCCCCACCUCCACCCCAAGGGGAGCGGGCCCAAGCUGACCUUGUAAACUCUAUUCUGACCAAAUGUACAGCCCGUACUAAUUAACAGUGUAUAUUUCACUUUGUUGUAUAUAAAGGAAUGUCAGUCGGUUGUUCGUGAAGUCCCUUGGCCGAUAUUAGUCCUGUGUUCAGCGUGCAUGCGCUCGCUCCCCUUCGCCGAUCAGAACUCCCUAGACGUGCUCGUUCGAACUAUAUCAAUUAAUGGCAUUUCUUUGAUCGUUUCACCCACCUGAACGUCCUCGCCGACUUCUCCGUUUUCCCAUCGUGCUGUGGGGGAGGCCGCGUCCGCGUGGAUCUCCCAUGCUUUGGGUUUGUGUUUGGUUUCUUUCUAGACUCUCUCAGCUUUGGAUGUUGGUGGAACUCAGAUCAUCAGGGCAGCGGGCCAUCUCGGGAUGAUCCCACCCCCCCGGGAGGAGUGGGUAUGCGCCACGCCCACGCUGCGCUACCGCGACGGGCUCAUUUGUCUGGGAACAAACUUCAUCAUGAGGGGACCGGUUCUGUUCACGAGCUUUUGUAGGAGGGCAGUUGGGCUUGUGGCAUGGUAGUGUUGGUUCAUCUAUGGAAUAAAACAUUAUUUUACCACU